AUCCAGAUCAACUCUGAAAACAUCUCCAUUCAACUCGUAUUCAUCAUUCGCUUCGGUAUACGUCCCAGAAUGCCCCCUCGAAUUAGCGUCACAAACGACAUUCGCGCCGUCUCCAAUCUCUUUACAUUGGCUUUUCGAGAUAGCCCACCUACUGUAUUCGUGCUACGAGAUCGCGAUUCAACAUGGCCAGUGUCUAGCAUUCCACUAGACAUCCUUGGUCCGAAAAUGGUUGAAUGGACGACCUACAAACAAUCAAUGGGUGGAGAAUUGGUUGAAUCCGAUAAUUUCGCGGCCGCUGCGAUAUGGUUUCCUCCCGGUGCUGAACUACCUGCGAGCUCGGAAGAUGACGAGAAAAUCCGUCAGUUCAGAGCAAUGGCGGCCAGAGCCAAGAAAGAAUUCUUGAAUGGCAAGAAGUACUGGUAUUUAAAUAUGAUCGCAAGACAUCCCGAAAGAAAGGAACCAGGUGUCAUACGUGCUCUUUUUGAGCCUUACAUCGCCCGCGCCCGAGAGGAGGGUGCGACCAUCUGGCUCGAAGCUGUUAGCGAACAUAGCAAGCAGGUCUAUGAGCAUUUUGGUUUCCGGACUGUUGCAACUAUGCGUAUGGGAGAAGGAAAGGCUUCUCCGGACGGCGAGUUACAAGAUGGUGGUGAAGGAAUUCUGGUAUAUGCCAUGAUCCUGGAGUGAGCACAAGUGCAUUGAUUCUUGGUGAUACAUGAACAAGUAUAUUCAUCUCUGACGUCGUGAUCAUUCCUGUACACUCGCUGCGGCCAUGACGAAAUUC
This is a messenger RNA of Talaromyces stipitatus ATCC 10500, 781 nucleotides long. RefSeq lists its product as uncharacterized. The coding region runs from base 70 to 684 and encodes 204 amino acids. Lineage: Eukaryota; Fungi; Ascomycota; Eurotiomycetes; Eurotiales; Trichocomaceae. The record is from RefSeq and is a predicted model, not a curated record. The transcript has 3 exons.